Messenger RNA from Momordica charantia (bitter melon), 928 nucleotides. NCBI's taxonomy places the organism in Eukaryota, Viridiplantae, Streptophyta, Magnoliopsida, Cucurbitales, Cucurbitaceae. The record is from RefSeq and is a predicted model, not a curated record.
AAUUUGAUUAAUCCCUAUAAAGUCAGAGCUGAAACUCCAACCCUUUUUUGAUCGGACUGUGUGAUAGAAAAAGAGAAAAAAAAAUGGGCUCUGGGUGGUCAGAAGAGCAGGCUGCACAGUCGCAGCCGCCACCGCCAGCCACUGGCAGCGCCGCCAGCCACGGCGGAGCAAAGGUGGCAGAAGUGAAGCAACUGGGUCAUGGGUUGGAAGCUAUUCUGAAAGAUGCAGACUCCGCAGUGGACAGAUCCUCCAUGGAUAAGCUUCAUGAUCAACUCCAUGCUGGAAUCUUCUUGAACAAAAGAACAAAGAAAUAUUGGAUGGAUAAGAAGUCAAACAGUAACUGUUUCAUGUUAUUUCCAAGAGCUCUCUCAAUAACUUGGUCUGAAGAGAGCAAGUACUGGAAAUGGAAAGCCAUGGAAGAGUCAAGUAACCCAAUUGAAGCCAUAGAGCUUGUAAACGUGUGUUGGCUUGAAAUCCAUGGGAAGAUCAAGGCAUCUGAGCUCUCACCAGGAGCAUGGUACGAGGCAGCAUUUGUGGUGAUGAUCAAAGAUCCAGCCUACGGAUGGGAUGUUCCAGUGAACAUAAGGCUCAAGAGGCCAGAUGGGAGCAAGCAAGAGCGCAAAGAAGACAUGGAGGAGAAGCCACGAGGGCGGUGGGUCGAGAUCCCGAUAGGCGAUUUCACGGUACAAGAUCAUGACAACGGUGGCGAGAUCGAGUUUAGCAUGUAUGAAUAUGAAGGAGGGCAAUGGAAGAAGGGGAUGUUCCUCAAAGGUGUUGUCAUUCGAACCAAGGGAUCAGUUUGAGAAUGGUAAAAAAUGGAACUCACAGACUACUUGUAUUUUGGUUUAUAAUUAAGUAAGAGUAGAACCUUUUUCAUACCAACUCGCAACUAGUUGUGUUGUAUAAAAAAUAACCUGUUAUUCUCUGA